Sesamum indicum (sesame) is the source of this 3061-nucleotide messenger RNA. RefSeq names its product G-box-binding factor 1. Gene Ontology annotation, biological process: regulation of DNA-templated transcription. Gene Ontology annotation, molecular function: sequence-specific DNA binding; DNA-binding transcription factor activity. The record is from RefSeq and is a predicted model, not a curated record. NCBI's taxonomy places the organism in Eukaryota, Viridiplantae, Streptophyta, Magnoliopsida, Lamiales, Pedaliaceae. Gene Ontology annotation, cellular component: nucleus.
GGUACAUGAUAAAAGAUGGCAUUUUAGGUUUCGACCCUUUAUUUGAUGAAUGCUUGUCCUUGGCUUUCUGACUUUUGAUUUAGUAUUAUGAAUUGUCUUAACACGGAGGAUCAAAGUUAAAUUAAAAAAUUUACCAGCAUGCAUGAGAUUCAAAGUUCAGUAUUUGCUUAGUAAUACUGGUUAAAAGAUUGAAGAAUUCAAGGAAGUAUAGUUGAGCAGAAGCGGCUUUGGUAGCGAAUGUUUUAUGUCUUUGUGUUGAGGAAUAUCUUUUACAUACUCAAAAAGUUUACAUUCUCAGUUUUGAAAUGAAACUAUGUUUAUGGCCAAAUAUUUCCAUCUCUUGGGACCUAUGUUCUAGUUUAUAACAAUAGAAAAUAUUUCUUAGUUAGCCAUUGUCUAAGUUGUUCAUCAUCACUGUUAUCAGCAUGUUCAUAUUUCAUUCUAUCUAAUGACUGGUUUAAAGGAGAAUUGCAUUCAAUUCAAAAUGGCACUACAACAUUAUCAUCAACAUGGGAUGAGAAAAAAAUGAAAACUUACUAAUUUAUAUAUCAAUACUUCAUAUAUAACUAGUUAGUGAAACAUCCUUGUCUGUAAUUUGUAUGGCAUGACAUAUUCAUCCCGCUGUGUCCAUACAUGUUCAUAACACGAUCUCUAGGUGACAAGGGCUUUAUAGUUGUUGAUGUGAGGAGAAACUUUUCUUUCUAUCCAAAGUUCAUAUUAUGUUUUUCUUUCCUCUUUUUUUUUUUUUUUUUUUUUUUUAAAGCGUUAGCUGCAUUACUAUGUUAUUUACUACCUUUCCUUUGAGUAACUUAUUACGCAGAACCUAUAUUGCAUGUACACGGAUAUGAUAAAUAUAAAACAUAUAAGAUAAGAUAAGGCGUCAAUGCAUUAGCUAAAACUAAAUAAUUUUAUAUAGAUUAAAGAUUUUUUUGGAGUAAAGAUGUAAUUGGUAAUGUGCUUAGAAAAGAAAGAUAGUAUGGUGAGAAGAAAAUUAUGGACUAUAUGUACACCAAAAGUAUCAAUAUGUGAUAAAAACACAUCACGAUAUAAAUUUUUCUAUAAUCAAAUUUAUGAAAUGGUACUUUCUAUAUUUUUGUACCCCAUAAUCUGUACUUUUACUAGUGUUCAACAUGUACAACAUAUCUGUAGAAAGUGUUGAUGCAAGUUUUUGUUAAAUAUUUGUUUUUGGUUAAUCUUUUGGAUGCGUUUUGAAAUAUGGAUAUAUAUAUUCGAAAAGUAUUGGAGAGUAGUGGACACUGGUUCUGCUCCUCUUUAGAAGUGUAGCGAUGCUUGUAGCCUUGAACAGUGUCUUAACAUGUGAGCAUCAAAAUAAAUGAGUGCAGGAAAGUGGGAUAUCUAGACAGAGCAUCUAAGUGACUUUCUAGUUAUUCAUUUAAUCUGAGCUUAAGGUUUAAUCUCGACUGACCUUUCUCUAUGAAUUCUGAUUAAUGCUUGGAUGUGAGCAUAUAUCUUAUAAUUCCAAUUUUAGAUGCCUCAUAUCAUUCUUACUCAUUCUUCAAGGCACUAAUACGGAUAUGAGAGAGUUCCUGUUCAUUCAUAUCCAUUACAACAUUUUCCUCAUUAAAUUAAAAUGAAUUCCUGACAUGUUCUUGGCUUCACGCAACAUCAUCAGGUGCUUAUCUUUUUUAACAACACAGGUCUUAUCCAAACAAUUAGAAUAAGUGUAGGCAAUUGAGACUGCAAUCUUUUGCUCUAAUGGGGGCUGGGGAAGAGGGCACGCCUGCAAAGUCUUCCAAGCCUGCAUCCUCAACGCAGGAAGCAUCAAAUACACCUACUACGCCUGCAUAUCCUGACUGGUCAAGCUCUAUGCAGGCUUUUUAUGGUGCUGGACCAACUCCACCUUUCUUUGCUUCAACUGUUGCUUCUCCUACUCCCUUUUUGUGGGGAGGCCAGCAUCCUCUAAUGCCACCUUACGGGACACCAGUUCCAUAUCCAGCUUUGUAUCCUCCUGGAGGAGUCUAUGCUCAUCCUAACAUGAUUACGGCUCCAGCAAAUGUACAUGGAACUGCAGAAUUGGAAGGCAAAGCAGCUGAGGGAAAGGACCGUGCUUCAAAGAAAAAAACCAAAGGAACUUCAGGAAAGACUGGAGAUGGUGGAAAAGCAACUUCUGGCUCUGGAAAUGAUGUUGGAACACAAAGUGGUGAAAGCGGGAGUGAAGGAUCAUCAGAUACAAGUGAUGAUAAUAAUCAGGAACCUUCUGCAACCAAGAAAGGAAGCUUUGACCAGAUGCUUGCUGAUGGGGCAAACGCACAGAACAAUGCUAUUCCAGUUAAUUUCCAAAAUCCGGUACCUGGCAACCCCGUAGUUUCUAUGCCCCCUACUAAUCUGAAUAUCGGCAUGGAUUUGUGGAAUGCAUCUCCUGCUAGUUCUGGGGCCAUGAAAUUGCGCCCAAGUCCGCCUGGUAUUUCGCCGGGCGUAGCUCCAUCUGGUGUGAUGAAUGACCAGUGGAUUCAAGAUGAACGUGAAUUGAAAAGGCAAAAAAGAAAGCAAUCUAAUCGGGAGUCUGCUCGGAGGUCAAGAUUACGCAAGCAGGCUGAGUGUGAAGAGCUACAGCAUAGGGUGGAGACAUUGGGUAAUGAGAAUCGCACUCUCAGAGAUGAACUGCAGAGGCUCUCUGAGGAAUGUGAGAAACUCACAUCUGAAAAUAACUCAAUAAAGGAAGAGCUAACAAGGUUGUGUGGCGCAGAUGCUGUAUCUAAAUUAGAAGACAGCAAAUCUGCUAAACAUGUUCAAUCUCGCGUGGAUGAAGGUAACUGUUAGAACAGACCUUAGAUAGUAGAUUAUGUUUCUUGCGGACAGGAAAAUUGACGAGUUCCUCUAGAAAUUUAUUUCUAGGUUCGACGAAGUAAAGAAUGUUCUUGUGCCUACUAAUCUGUACCAUGUAAUCAUCUUAAUAUCACUGUAGCAUUAACCUAUGUCAAGUCUCUUUGGUGUAAAAGUUGAUGAAGAUGGUUUGUCAUUUCAGUUGUAUUCUUGUUGUCUUACCUUAUUUCGUGUAAUCAAUCAUUACAUAUAAGUGGAAUUCAAAAUCAAGACAUUA